Triticum dicoccoides is the source of this 1150-nucleotide messenger RNA. RefSeq lists its product as uncharacterized. Bases 270 to 857 code for a protein of 195 amino acids. Gene Ontology annotation, cellular component: membrane. NCBI's taxonomy places the organism in Eukaryota, Viridiplantae, Streptophyta, Magnoliopsida, Poales, Poaceae. Gene Ontology annotation, biological process: molybdate ion transport. The record is from RefSeq and is a predicted model, not a curated record. The transcript is spliced from 6 exons. Gene Ontology annotation, molecular function: molybdate ion transmembrane transporter activity.
CAUGCCGCCGCCCCCUUCCCCCCGCUCGCCUCUGCCGCCUCCUCUCCUUCCCCGCACCUCUGGCCUCCCCCCUCCUCCCUCCUCCUCCAUCCUCCCUCAUUCGUCAUCACGACAGACCAUCUCCCGUCACUUGGGCCCCAUGCUGGCGGCCGGGUCGGGGUGGAGGCGCAGCAGGGCUGCAGGGGCCCUACGUGUACUACCUCUACAGCCAGUACGGGUUCGACAAGGGCGACAUUGGCCGCCUCUUCAUCGCCGGCUUCGGCUCCUCCAUGCUCUUCGGCACCAUCGUCGGGUCGCUCGCCGACAAGCAGGGAAGGAAGAGGGCGUGCAUCACCUACUGCAUCACCUACAUCAUCAGCUGCAUCAUGAAGCACUCGCCGCAGUACAUGAUUCUGAUGAUUGGCCGUGUGCUUGGAGGCAUUGCAACAUCGCUGCUCUUCUCGGCAUUCGAGUCGUGGCUCGUCGCGGAGCACAACAAGGGAGAGUUGACUGCUGUACAUGAGACCCAGGCGAAAAUGAGUGUGCUAGCGGAGGCUCCGGGGAUGCAGGGUGAUAGGGCCCAGUCUAUGCUCCGGUUGUGUUGUUGGGGAAGCUUCGGACGGGAUUUAGAUAAGGAAAAGGAGACCCGUGCGAAAUCGAGCGUCCUGGUGUUGGGACUGAUGAUCCGCACUUGUUGUCUAAAUGCAAAACAUGCGCAUUGCAGUGCUUUCUAUCAGUACCGACGACCACAAAUGGGAUGGAUCGAGCAACCAAGACUCAGAGUGUGGUUGACAGUGCGGCCUGCUCCCAACCCUGCAGGUUAUAUAGACUCACAUGAUUACCUGAUGCGGAUUCUACAACUUGGAAAACACAUCUAGAAUAUUCAAGUUGUCUGUGGUGCCCUGGAGAAAGCUUGCUACUCCAAUAAACCACCUUACACGAGAAUCCAGAAUUGAUUUGUCAUUUCAUGUUUGCACUUUUAGAGUUUACCAACAACGCAUCAAGGACAAAGUGUGUCAUGGAUUCCUAAGUUCCAGCUAACAUAGCAAAAUUGUAUAGAGAGAAUACCCGCAUUUUGCUAUUACAUAGUUUGAGGCUAUGUUUCUUGUAAUUUUGAUUAUUAAAAGGAUGUCAUUGCCAAAUUAUCAAGCAUUUAUUUAUUUUCACAUAA